Molecule: messenger RNA, 2258 nt
Organism: Prosopis cineraria
Lineage: Eukaryota; Viridiplantae; Streptophyta; Magnoliopsida; Fabales; Fabaceae
Product: adenylate isopentenyltransferase-like
Biological process (GO): tRNA modification; cytokinin biosynthetic process
Cellular component (GO): mitochondrion
Molecular function (GO): tRNA dimethylallyltransferase activity; AMP dimethylallyltransferase activity
Source: RefSeq, a predicted model, not a curated record
UGAAUAAUACUCUUUGGUUUUUAAGAAUGAAUUAAAAAAGGGGGACAUUGACAAAACAUUUAUAUUGAAUAUUGGUAAUAUUUAAUCAUAAUUAGCCUUUUAUCUACGGAAGGUUAAGUUGAUGGACCAAAAUACCGAAGGAAGUAAGGAAAAAAGAAAAAAACAGAGUACACUCGACCGUGUGGGAGAAGUGCUAAUUUAGAAUUUAUCUGACCGUGCCUUUUUGGUUACAUAUACGUAUGUUUGAGGUGCUGAUAUAUUAUAUGAUUAUGAACAAUAAGCUUACUUUAAUGCACAAAAAAAGUAAUUAGUAUGUCAUCGUACUAAUCUCUUGUUAAUUGGGAGUUAAGUUCUUGUUAUUUAAAAAAAGAUUGGGAGAUUAAAUAUAAGAGAAACAUGCCUGUCUGUGAAGGGUUGUUACUUAUAUUAAAUAGGAGGGUAAUGUGUUUGUGUGCCUCCACGCAGAUAUAGUCUCAGCAAUCAAAUUUCAUGGAGAGAAGAAAACAGAAUGGGAAAAAGCAAGAGCCAAAGGGUGAGAGAAGAGCUGAAGAGGGACUAUGGUGUGAGCUAAGCAGUUCAAUUCUGCAACGGAAAAAGGCAGAAAAAGGAGCGCAAAAAAGCUUCCACAACUUGAAUCCCAGCUUACAGCAGCAAACGCAGAGAAACAAAUUGAGAGACAGAGACACUGAGACAGAGAGAAAGAAAACGAAGCGAAACCGCUUUCUCUCUCUAUCAUCUCUGCCAGAGCCAAUUCGGUAUCGAUUGGCAAAGGCAAUGCCAUUUCCAGCAAGCAGACGAUACAUCUCUCUCUCCCCCCCAAAUUUCUGAAUGCCAUAAACGAACCCACUCACUGCUCUGCUUACACGCUACCUGUACCCACGCCAACCCACCCACACAUACACACACUUUCUGCCUCCUUCUCUCCCUCUCCCUCUCUCCCUCUCUCUCUCUCUCUCUCUCAACUUUCUCUUUGCUACCGUCCCUUUUUUGUUGCUCGCUCCACCAUUUUCAAUUCAUCAAUACCUUCAUAUAUAUCUCAGCCGGUACCUUACCAUCGAGAUUUUUCCAUUUCUUGCCAUGAGGCUUCCGUUCUUCUCUAUACCUCAGUCUCACCAUUGCUCUGUUCCUAAUAACUUUCAGGGUUCUUCGCUUGCCCUCUUCCCUGCCACGUCCUCUUCUUCUUCCCGCAGGCCUCGCUGGCCACGAUGGACGCUGACUCUGCCUACCCGCCACCGCAGGAAAGAUAAGGUGGUUCUCAUAAUGGGUGCUACUGGCAGCGGGAAGUCUCGCCUGUCCAUCGACCUCGCCACCCGCUGCGCCUGCUCGGAAGUUAUCAACGCAGACAAAAUGCAAGUUUACAGGGGACUCGACAUCACCACCAACAAGAUUCCUUUGGGUGAACGAAACGGCGUCCCGCACCACCUGCUCGGAGAUGUUGACCCUGCGAACGGAGAGUUCUUGCCGUCGGAUUUUCGCUCAGUCGCCGGGUCCAUUGUUUCCGAUAUCAGCUCGAGGAGGAAGCUUCCCAUCGUCGUCGGUGGGUCCAACUCGUUGAUUCAUGCUCUUCUGGUGGAACAGUUUGACCCGGCGUUAAAUGUGUUCGAUGAUGGUACGUCGUCACCGAGCUCGAUCUCGUCCGAGUUAAGGUACAACUGUUGCAUCCUCUGGGUGGACGUGUCUUUUCCUGUGUUAUCGGAUUACUUGAUGAAGCGAGUUGACGACAUGCUUGACUUGGGAAUGGUGGAUGAGCUCGCUCACUUCUUCGACCCGGAAGCGAGCGACUUAGAAGACGACUCAGAGCACAGAUUUGGGUUGAGGAAAGCCAUUGGAGUACCUGAAUUCGAUCAGUAUUUCAAGCGAUACCCACCACCGGGUGGGCUGAGGCGGGUCAAGGGAGAUGAGGAUCGGAUGCGGCAGGCCGCAUACGAAGAGGCAGUGAUGGCGAUAAAGGAAACUCGUCGGCUAGCGAAAAGGCAAAUAGGGAAGAUCAUGCGGCUUAAAGGUGCCGGGUGGGACCUACAGAGGCUGGACGCCACAGAGGCGUUCCAGGCGGCGAUGACGCCGUUGAGAUGCUCCGACAACGGCGGCAAGAAAUGGUCGGAUAUUUGGGAGAGACAGGUGGCAGAGCCAAGCGUGAAGAUUGUGAAGAGGUUCUUGAAGGAGUAGGUCUUCCAGCUAUAUCCAGCUACUUCAAUUCAAAUUUUAUGUUCCAUUUCUCUCUCUCUCUCUAUCUAAUUGGAAUAUAUAUAUAUAUAUAU